GUAAUAAAAAAAUACCUGAGAAAUGUUGAAUGUAAUGGAGUAGUGUGAGAAUAAGUUAAAUUUGAAGAGUGAUUAAAGUUGUGGGUGAAGGAGUGGUUUAAAUAAAGUAAAAUGUGAGUGAUAAGUAAGAAGAUGAAGGGGUGGGUGAAGUUAGAUGAUUUAAUAGACAUUGAUGACAUAGAUCCUGUACUUGACAUCUCUUUCAUUGACAUGUUGGAUGGGUGCGAGGAAAACAACUACACAACGGGGCAUUGUUUUGAGAUGGACAUGUCUAGAGAGCUAUGUGUUGAAGAACACGGAAUUGAUGGAAAUGUUGGAAAUGUUGGUCCAGAAACAGCGGUGUUGAACAUGCCGGCCAUGGGUAACUUGUCCACACAUGAAGAGAAUGAAAGUGAUGGCAAUGUUCGAAGAAGUGAUGAACUCCCAGUCCCUGUAAGCCUUGUCCCUGAUGUUGGGAUGAAGUUUUCGAAUUAUGAUGCCAUAUAUGAAUUCUACCAUACUUAUGCAAAGGGAAUGGGGUUUCCCAUUAAAAAGAGAAGUUUGAGGAGGGGAUGUCAUGGAACAAUACGUUCUAUCACAAUCUCAUGUGGUAGAGAAGGGAAUAGGGUGAGCCGAUCUAAGAAUUGUCUAAAGCCACAAGCCCGAUCCAAUUGUGGUUGCAAAGCCCGAAUUACGGCAACAUGUGAUGAUGAAGCAGUGGUUGAAGCAGGAGGGUACGAUAAAUUGUCCUUUAUCGAAAAGGAUUGUAGGAACUACGUAGAGCAAGUGCGAAGGGUGAAGCUUUGUACAGGGGAUGCCAUGGCCAUACAAGCAUACUUUUGUACAAUGCAAGCUAAAAGUGACGGGUUUUUUUAUAGCAUGGACCUUGAUGAAAACUCAAAAUUAAAAAACCUAUUUUGGGCAGAUAAGAGGUCUCGUCUUGCUUACAAGUACUACGGAGACGUUGUGACAUUCGAUACGACAUACCUCACAAACAAGUACGAUAUGCCGUUCGCACCGUUUGUGGGUGUUAACCACCAUGGGCAAUCAAUACUUCUAGGUUGUGGCUUAGUUUGUUGCGAAGAGACAGAAUCUUUUGUGUGGUUAUUUCAAACAUGGCUCAAGUUCAUGGAUGGAAUACCACCACGUGGUAUCAUAACAGACCAAGACAGGUAUGUCUACUACCCAACGGAGCGAGAGCAUCAAUGCUUUUUUGAUGGCUACGUCCACUCCAAAACAACACUUACACAAUUUGUUAACCAGUAUGAGCGUGCAAUGAGGAAGAGAGUUGAGGAUGAAUUCCAGGCAGAUGCACAAUCUUUUGGAAAAAGUAUGCCUUGCGUGACAACAUUCCCCAUGGAGAAUCAAGUGCAAGAAGUUUAUACCUCAGCAAAGUUCAUAGAAUUCCGAACGGAAUUAACAAGUAAGAUGUACUGUGACAUUUCUUCUUGUGAGAAUGGUAUCAAGUACGAAAUCGAUGAUGAUGUUUGUGGCAAAGAUUUAGCUGAAUUGGCAAACUUGGUGGCGGAUGAUGAAGAGCAGGUCAAUGAGGUAACAGAAUGGAUUCGCGACAAAGUGCUUCUAUCUCGGUCAAGGAAAGCAAAAAAUAGCUGCCCGAUGGAUGUAAAUAUAGAUGAUCCCAAUUUGGCAACCAUCAUUGACCCCGCAUGUUCCAAGCAGAAGGGCGCCCCUCGUAAACUUCGAUUAAAGUCGAUGGUGGAGAAAAAAACUCGGAAACGAAAGAUCAACAAAAAAGAGAAAGGCAACGGAGCAAAAGAAAUUUCAAGUCAACAUUCAAGUGAUGCAUCACCUCAUGUUCUAGUGGCACCUCAAGCGUGGGAUGUCCCAGGUGACGAUGGGGUAUUUGACCUUACCAUUACAAACCUGGACUUGUCUUUAGCCAUUCCAUAGUUUCGAAGGGUAUGGAUCCUUAUUUUUGUGUAAAUACGAUUUUGUAUGUAAAUGUCACAGACAUUCCUCACGCAGAACAUUGUGGUUACAGACAUUUAAUGUCUGUGCGUGGUAGUAUAUUUAUGUCUGUGUGUAUAUGUAUUUUAAGUGUCACGAUUUUUUGGUCAAAACAUGAAGAUGCUAGUAAGGACAUGUGCAAAUUUUCAAACACAAGAUAUCUUUGACAUUGUGGGUAUAUUUAUAAAACAGAUACUUCUAGCCUAGGACAUGGUUAAAAAAGACACUUCUCGCCUAUGACAAAAAUAAACAUUGGGUAUACUU
Messenger RNA from Cuscuta campestris, 2211 nucleotides. NCBI's taxonomy places the organism in Eukaryota, Viridiplantae, Streptophyta, Magnoliopsida, Solanales, Convolvulaceae. The record is from the annotation of a GenBank genome assembly.